AUGAGCAACCAAACCAUGAACAAAAAGUCCUGGGAGUCUCUUUCCUCGACAUUCUCUGGCCUCGAAAUCUCUCUCUCUCAGGACAGCUGUUAUGCGUCUGAUGAGGUUUCAGUCACAUCGACUAACCCGACCACCGUUACUUCGUCGGUGGUCUCGUCUGUAACACCCACGACGGCGACGACAGAUCGUCCGUACUUGAAGCCGAUCUUAAAGAGACGGUAUGCUGAAAUCGAGGAUGAUGAAGAAUCCGAGUCCGGCUAUGCAUCCGGUGCAUCGGAACAAGAGUUUGAGUUUUUAUCCGAAGAUGAUUCCGACUCCGACUCCGAUUCGGAUUCGGAUGAUGAUGAAGUGUACUACGUCACAUGCUGGGAAGAUGAAUCGGACUCUAUGUCCGAAUACAGCGAAGAUGAUGACAAUGACUAUGAUUAUGACGACGACUCGGCCGAUGGCUCGUUUAUUUCAUUCGGGUCGAACAACGUUAGGUUUGAUACCAACGUGUUCUAUAUUGAAGCGCCAGAAGUCCAAGAAGACGAUGCACCUUGUCCUGAAUUGACCUGCCAUGAGCUAAUGGAGAUGGCAAGGGCAUCUGGCAGCCUCCAUAUACAGGAGGAAAAUGAUAUCGGUGACGAUUUCGAUGACUCCGAACAUGGCAGUAUCAGUGACUCAAUCAAGCAGCUGCCUGAAGAACAUCCCAGCGAUGUUGUGGACCUAGACAAGCGGCUGUUCAUCGCCUAUAUGAAUGGCAUCAAUGGGAUCGCUAAUCCCGGCUACAAGUCCCGUCUUCACGCGCGGGUUGGCGACAUAAAGAUGGGCCGUGUGAAAUCACCGUACCUGGAAGCAGAUAAUGCCGAUGGGGUUUAUCUCGACCAUGCCCUCAAUCAUGUGAUUGGAACAUUUCCCAACCUCGUUGCCAAGCAGGAGUUUGAUGAACUUCUAAGCCUUAGCGAAGAAAAGGGGGCGCUGGAGCAGCCGACCGAGACCCGUGAGAGUCUUAACCUGAGUUUAUUGAAGAAGAUUGAGGGCCUUCUCUCCGAAAGAUUGGCCAGUGAUGUCAAGAUCGGACAUGAUGAACUGAGCUUUUUUGCUGGUGGGGUUGCAUAUGCCCUCGAAAACUGGAAACCCUAUAUGGUCCAUUGA
Messenger RNA from Aspergillus bombycis, 1137 nucleotides. RefSeq lists its product as uncharacterized. The record is from RefSeq and is a predicted model, not a curated record. NCBI's taxonomy places the organism in Eukaryota, Fungi, Ascomycota, Eurotiomycetes, Eurotiales, Aspergillaceae. The transcript has a single exon. The coding region runs from base 1 to 1137 and encodes 378 amino acids.